Molecule: messenger RNA, 1004 nt
Organism: Rhincodon typus (whale shark)
Lineage: Eukaryota; Metazoa; Chordata; Chondrichthyes; Orectolobiformes; Rhincodontidae
Product: mas-related G-protein coupled receptor member A6-like
Exons: 1
Coding region: 24-1004 (326 amino acids)
Biological process (GO): G protein-coupled receptor signaling pathway
Cellular component (GO): membrane
Molecular function (GO): G protein-coupled receptor activity
Source: RefSeq, a predicted model, not a curated record
GUGAGGAGGGGGUGGGGGCUGUGAUGGCCAGUUCCUGCAUCAUCGCGCCCACUGUCAACGUGUCGGAGGGGACUGGAGUCACGCAGGCCCCCUGGAACGGCAGCGCUUCAUUCGCCAACCACGGCCAUAUCAUCUCCACCGUGCUGAUCCUGACCUCGGUGCUGGGGGUCCCGCUGAAUGGCCUGGCCCUCUGGGUGCUCGGCUGCAAGGUGCGGCGCAGGAACCGCUUCGCGGUGUACGUGCUGAACCUGGUUUCGGCCGACUUCCUCUUCCUCGCCCUGCAGGCCGUGCACAGCGCCUGCGUCUUCUCCAGCGUCGACACCUCCAACCCCGCCCUCCUGGUCUUCCGCUGCCUCAUCGUGGCCUGCAACGUGGCCAGCGCCUACCUCCUCACCUGGAUCAGCGUCGAGCGCUUCUUCGGCGUGGCCUUCCCCAUCUGGUGGAGGCUCUCCCACGUCAGGGCCUCCGCCACCCUGGCCUCCUGUUCCAUUUGGGCCCUCUCGCUGGGCAUGGGAGCCCUGUACGGGGUCAUCCGCGGCACGUCCAUCGCUAGGGAGGGCCUGGUGGCCGCCGAGUUCACCCUGGCCUUCGUCAUCCCGCUCGUGGCCUUCUCCCUCGCCAAUGUCUUCAUCCUGUGCAACCCAGGGCAGCCCUCCAGGAAAACCACCAAGCUCUACAGGGCCAUCACCCUCAACGCCGUCUUCUUCCUCAUGUGCUGGGCCCCCUACCACAUCAGCGUCUUCCUCUACUACCGGGCCAUGGCGGACAGGCUCAUCUCCCGCUGCUUCUCGGCCUUCUAUGGGGCCUACUACUCCAUCUGCCUCCUGCACAUCAAGAGCUGCGUGGUGCCCCUGGUCUACAUCUCCGUCAGCAGCGAGUUGAAGAUCCAUUUCCGCCAGUCGCUCCCCAACAUCUUCGAGCGUCGCUUCAGUGAGGAAUCGGGCCUCUCUUCCCCGCAGCCCCCAGCAGGAGAAAAUGGCAGCUGCUUGGCCAGAGAACCCUGA